Molecule: messenger RNA, 2190 nt
Organism: Brassica napus (rape)
Lineage: Eukaryota; Viridiplantae; Streptophyta; Magnoliopsida; Brassicales; Brassicaceae
Product: wax ester synthase/diacylglycerol acyltransferase 7-like
Exons: 6
Coding region: 1-1389 (462 amino acids)
Biological process (GO): triglyceride biosynthetic process
Cellular component (GO): plasma membrane
Molecular function (GO): diacylglycerol O-acyltransferase activity; long-chain-alcohol O-fatty-acyltransferase activity
Source: RefSeq, a predicted model, not a curated record
AUGUCGACGGGGGAGGAAGACGGAGAACCGCUAAGCCCAAUGGCGCGUGUGUUUCAAUUGCCAGGCAACGACUGCUGCAUUAUCACCGUUAUCGGUUGCAAAACUAAGAUCAAUGCUGACGUCAUUCGAAGUGGCUUGAACCAGAAUGUUUUCAAGCAUCCUCGUUUCUCAAGCAAACUGUUUCAGUCACGAGAUGGUUUAAGUUGGAUUAAGACUCAAGUCAACAUAGAAGACCAUAUAUUUGUAGCAGAUAAAGACCAGAAUGAGAUUGCAGAAGAUGGAGAACUCUUUGUUGAGGACUACGUUUCACGUCUCACAAUGAUUCCUCUCGAUAAAUCAAGACCUUUAUGGGACAUUCACAUCCUAAACGUCAAAACAUCUGACGCAGACGCGGUAUGUGUAAUAAGAUCUCACCAUUCGUUAGGAGAUGGAACAUCCCUCAUGUCUCUCUUAGCUGCAUGCACUCAGACAACAUCACACCGAGACAAAGCUACUAUUCCAGCUCUUAAACGGCGUAAAAGGGUGUAUAAAGACAAAGUCUCAUGGUUCGUAAGGUUGAUACUAGCCAUCUUUUCAUCAGUGAGAUUGAUUUGGAACACUUUUGUGGAUCUUGUGCUGUUGUUGGCGAUUGCUGUUUUCUUGAAGGAUACAAAAACGCCUCUAAAAGGCGAUGUGGGCGUCGAGAGUAGUCCGAAGAAACUUUGUCACCGGACUGUCUCACUGGAUGACUUAAGAGUUAUAAAGGAAGCUAUGAGCAUGACUAUCAACGAUGUUCUACUUGGAGUUACACAAGCUGCUCUUUCACGCUACUUGAACAAUUUUCCUGGUAAAAUACGACUUACCGCAGGUGUUUUUGUAAACCUAAGGCCCGACAAGGGAAUCCAGCCACUGGCGGAUAUGAUGGCGAAGAAUUCAAAAUGUAGAUGGGGAAAUUACUUCAGCUCUAUUAGCUUCCCCAUCUCGAUCUGUUUAGAGGCUGAUCCAUUAGUGUACCUAUCAAAGGCUAAAUCAGCUAUGGAUCGGAGAAAACACUCUCUUCUACCUGCUUUAGCAUUUUCGAGUACUGAAUUCAUCUUCAAUACCUUCGGAGCUAAGUUAGGUGGGACAUUACUCAAACGUCUUGUUUCGAACACAACCACAUUCAUUUCAAACAUGAUUGGGCCUACCGAUGAAAUCAGUUUUCAUGGCCAUCCUAUUGUGUACAUCGCCCCAAGUGUCUAUGGACAUGCUCAUGCAUUGACUAUACAUUUCUUAAGUUAUGCGGAAAAGAUGGUAAUCUCCAUUGCGGUCGACCCGAAUGUCAUACCAAGUCCCCACCAGCUUUGUGAUGAAAUAGAGGACUCUCUGAAAGCUAUCAAAGCCGCUCUCCUAGAAAGAGGAUUACUCUAGUAGUGUGGUAUUGUUUUUAUUUUCUAAUCUAUAUUUAAAAGUGGUAACCUACGGGCAAUAAAACUUUUUUUUUGUAAACCAUCUGUAUAAAAACAGUCGCUCUUUUACAAUUACUAAAAUUUGGAGUUGAUAGCUCAAACACGGUACUACCAUUUAACUAUCAAAGAAAGUACUGCGAGUAUUCUAAGUUCGGAGUGAGAGUCCACUGGCAUGGAACAAUAGGUAUAUCCACUGUAGAAACGCAAUUUCUACAAUAGGACAAACUGAUAAUUGUAACAUUUUACAUAAAUAAAUAGAUAAAUAUAAAUACCAAUAUACAAAUUUGGAUAGGAAAAGAGUUUUCAUAGGAAAAAUACUCUUUUUUAAAAAAUUCUGUAAGAGCAUCUCCAAUGUAUUACUCCAAAUUUUACUCCAAAAAUAGUGUAACUUCAAAAUGGAGUUGAGUUUUACUCCAAUGUAUUGCUCCAAUUUUUACUCCAAAAAAGAAUAUUCAUUUUUAUUUAGUUAAUAAUUGUUAGUAGUACCUUCAACUUAUAAAAAAUUAACAAUUAACCCAACUAUUUUAUGUUUACAAACUUUCCAUGAUAAUAUAUUUUAUGUAAAUUAAAUAUUUAUCAUUAAAAAUAUAACUAGAGAUUAUCUUCCAUUUUCAAUUCGUGCAGUUUUUAUCAUAUGCAAUUUUUCUAAUUCAAAAAUAUUUAUAUGCAUUAAAAGAACAUAAAUAAAAAAAACAAAGUUUUACUUUGUAAUUUGAAUUAUGUAUUGGGUCCCAUUGUUUGUGCAUAUAUCAAGUUUAACAAG